AUGUUGCUGCCGCCAAGAUCGCCGCUGCUACUGCUGCUGGGGGCAACCCUGGGCUAUGCCCAGGGCGCCGCGACAGAGCCCACUCCCCAGAGAGUCCGGGCGUGGCAGGAUCAAGGAAUAUUCAUUAUUCAAAGCGAGAACCUCAAGAAGUGCAUUCAGGCAGACAAAUCUGUGCUGACCCUACAAAACUGCAACCCAUCCAACAAGAACAUGCUGUGGAAAUGGGUUUCAAACCACCGUCUCUUUAACAUUGGAGGUAGUGGUUGUCUGGGCCUGAAUUUAUCUAACCCUGAGCAGUCACUAAGCCUAUAUGAGUGUGAUUCCAACCAUAUCUCUUUGAAAUGGCGCUGUAACAGGAAGACCAUCACCACCAGCCCCCUCCAAUACAUGGUCCAGGCAGAGGAAGACAACACACUCGUGGCCUCAUUAAAAUAUCGUCAUAAGUGGAUUUCCUACAUGUCUAAUGGUGGAGGCAUUUGCGAAUACCUACACAAAGAUGUGUACACCAUCAAAGGGAAUGCUCAUGGGAUGCCAUGCAUGUUUCCCUUUAAAUUUAACCACCAGUGGCAUCAUGAAUGUACCCGGGAAGGAAGGCAAGACAACUUACUGUGGUGUGCCACGACAAGCCGAUAUGAAAGAGAUGAGAAGUGGGGAUUUUGCCCAGAUUCCACUUCUGUAGAGGUAUUUUGUGACACUGUCUGGAAAAAAGAUGCCAAUUCACACAUCUGCUACCAGUUCAACCUGUUUUCAUCUCUCACCUGGAGUGAGGCAUAUUCUUCAUGUCAGAUGCAAGGAGGAACUUUACUAAGUAUUGCAGAUGAUACUGAAGAAAAUUUCUUACGGAAGCACUUAAGCAAUGAAACAGUGGAAGUGUGGACAGGUCUGAAUCAGCUGGAUGAAAGUGCUGGCUGGCAGUGGUCGGAUGGGACAGCUCUCAGCUAUCUGAACUGGAACCCAGAAGUAAGUUUUGAGCCAUUUUUUGAAUAUCACUGUGGAACAUUUAGUUCAUUUCUGCCAAAUGCUUGGAGAAGUCGGGAUUGUGAGUCCACCUUGCCUUAUGUAUGUAAAAAAUAUCUAAAACACACUGAUCAUGAAGUGUCUGAUAAAGAUGUUUGGAAGUAUCAUGCUACCCAGUGUGAGUCUGGAUGGAAUCCCCACAAUCGUAAUUGUUAUAAACUUCAGAAAGAAGAAAAAACCUGGAAUGAAGCUUUGCAUUCUUGCCAGUCCAAUGGUAGCACAUUAAUGGAUGCAUCUUCAUUAGCAGAGAUCGAGUUUCUCAUAACCCUCCUUGGGGAAGAAAAUGCCUCUGAAGCAUGGAUUGGUUUGAGCAGCAGUAAAAUUCCAGUUUCCUUUGAAUGGGCUAAUGGCUCCUCAGUCACCUUUACUAAUUGGCACACACAUGAGCCCAAAACGUUUUCAAAUAGAAACCAGCUAUGUGUCUCAGCUGAGCAAACUGAGGGGCACUGGAAAGUCAAAAUUUGUGAAGAAAACAUUUAUUACAUUUGUAAGAAACCAGGCCUUGUUCUUUCUGAUGCUGCUUCGGGCUGUUUAGAGGGAUGGGAGAGACAUGGACUAUUUUGUUACAAAAUUGACACUGUUCUUCGAAGCUUUGAACAUGCCUCCAGUGGUUAUUACUGUCCCCCUGCACUUGUAAGCAUACAAAACAGAUUUGAACAGGCUUUUAUUACCAGUUUGAUCAGUAGUAUGGUAACAACUGAAGACAGCUAUUUUUGGAUAGGUCUUCAAGACCAAAACAAUACAGGAGAAUAUUCUUGGAAGACUGCAGGGUGGAAGUCUGAGCCGGUGCAGUACACACACUGGAAUGUACAUCAGCCCCGCUCCAGUGGUGGCUGUGUUGUCAUUCGAGGAAGCAGUCCUCCUGGUCGCUGGGAAGUGAAAGACUGCAGAAACUUUAAAGCAAUGUCCCUGUGCAAGCAGCCAGUGGAGGAUCAGAAGGAAAAUGAGCCUGAAUUUAAGUUGCCCUUUUAUUCUUGCUAUUUGGACUGGGAAUCAGAGCCUGGCCUGUCUAGUUGCUUCAAGGUAUUUAAUAGUGAAAAAAUCCUGAUGAAAAGAACAUGGAGAGAAGCUGAGGCAUUUUGUGAAGAAUUUGGAGCUCAUCUUGCAAGUUUUGCUCAUAUCGAGGAAGAAAAUUUUGUGAACAAACUUUUGUAUCUAAGAUUUAAUAGAACAGAAGAAAGACAGUUCUGGGUUGGAUUUAAUAAAAGAAACCCGCUGAGUCCUGGUUCUUGGAAGUGGUCUGAUGGAACCCCGGUUGUCUCUUCAUUUUUAGACAAUACUUAUUUUGAAGAAGAUGCAAGAAAUUGUGCUGUCUAUAAGGCAAAUAAAACACUGCUGCCCAUGCAUUGUGGUUCCAAACGUGAAUGGAUAUGUAAACUUCCAAGAGAUGUGAAACCCAGUAUUCCAUCCUGGUAUCAGAGUGAUGGACCCUGGCUCUUUCAUCAUAAUGCAGAGUACCUUUUUUAUACCUAUUCAGAAAACUGGGACAUUGUUCUGUUUGCCUGUCACUGGACAGGAAGUGAAAUUCUAACAAUUAAUUCAGCACAUGAGCAAGAAUUCAUCCACAGCAAAAUAAAAGCGUUAUCAAAAAAUGGUGAAAAUUGGUGGCUUGGAUUUCAAGGAGAAAACAACAAUGAUGAAUUUCGUCAUUGGGCAGAUGGAUCACCAGUAAUAUACCAGAAUUGGGACAAUGAAAGAAAAGAAGCUAUGCAUAAUCAGAGCCAGAGAUGUGGUUUCAUUUCAUCAAAAACAGGACUCUGGGGUAUUGAAGAUUGUUCAGUUCCUAUGUUUAGUGUCUGUAAACGAAAACAUAUUUGGGGCAUCGAGAAAAAGAAAACUACACCAAAACAUCAUGGAACCUGUCCCAAAGGAUGGCUCUAUUUUAACUUUAAGUGCUAUUUGGUGAAAAUCCCCAAAAACUCAACAGAUUCGAAGAACUGGAUGUCUGCUCAAGAUAUUUGUGUUAAAGAAGAGGGGAUGCUAGUUGCUAUUGAAAAUGAGAUAGAACAAGCUUUCAUUACUAUGAAUCUUUUUGGCCAGACCACUAACAUGUGGAUAGGGUUAAAAAGUGAUGAGUAUGAAAAAUGGCUGAGUGGAAAGCCUGUUACAUAUUCUAAUUGGUCUCCAUUUGAUGUAAUAAAGAUUACAAGUCAUAACACCACAGACGCUCAAAAUCACACUCCUCUCUGUGCCUUGCUGUCAACUAAUCCUAACUUUCAUUUCACUGGAAAAUGGUAUUUUGAAGACUGUGGUAAAGAAGGUUAUGGGUUUGUUUGUGAAAAAAUGCCAGAUACUUCGGGACAUGGUAUAAGCACAUCUGAUAUUUAUGUAAUCCCCAAAACUUUAGAAUACGGAAACAGAACAUACAAAAUAAUUAAUGCAACUAUGACUUGGCAUACAGCAAUGAAAGCCUGUCUGAUGCAUGGGGCAGAACUAGUCAGCAUUACCAAUCAGUAUCAACAGUCCUUCCUCACUGUUAUCCUUAACAAGCUUGGACAUGCCCACUGGAUUGGACUGUUCACUGCAGACAAUGGCCUUAAUUUUGACUGGUCAGAUGGCACAAAAUCCUCCUUCACUUUUUGGAAAGAUGACGAGUCAUCCUACCUGGGUGACUGUGUUUUUGCAGAUACCAGUGGACGCUGGAGUAGUACAGCCUGUGAGUCAUUUCUGCAAGGAGCCAUUUGCCAUGUGCCCACUGGAACAAAAUCGCUUGAAUACCCAAAGUUAUGCUCAGAAUCAUCUAUUCCCUGGGUAAAAUUCAAAAGUAAUUGCUACAGUUUUUCCACAGUCCUGGAAAGUACAAGUUUUGAGUCUGCUCAAGAAUUUUGCAAAAAGGAAGGGUCUAGUCUUUUAACAAUCAAGAAUGAAGAGGAAAACUUAUUUCUUCUAGAAGAACUUUCUACUUUUGGUUCUUCUGUCCAGACGAUUUGGUUGAAUGCUCGGUUUGAUGAUAACUAUGAAACUACAAUGUGGUUUGAUGGCACUCCCACAAACCUGUCAAAUUGGGGCAUUCGCAAGCCAGAGGUGGACGACAUCAAACCCCAUCUGUGUAUUGCCUUGAAAAUCCCCGAAGGAGUGUGGCAGUUAUCUCCAUGUCAGGAGAGAAAAGGAUUCAUGUGCAAGAUGGCAGCAGAUAUUGACACAGUCAAGGAAGAUGCAAGUAAAGGACCUAGUCACAGCAUUGUACCACUUGCAGUUGCAUUAACUGUGAUAAUAAUUCUGGCAAUUUCCACACUUACCUACUGCGUAUAUAAACACAGAAAUGGUGUCCUCAGAAGACUUGGAAAUCUUUACUCUCCCACAACUAACUUUAGUGUACUAAAUUUGGAAGAAAAUGUACUCAUUCCUGAUACGGAAAAGAAUGAUCAAUAGUAAUAAAGUCAGAGAAUGCUACAGCUAUAAGGAUAAAUAAAGACUAUAAGGGGAAUUUCA
Sorex araneus (European shrew) is the source of this 4449-nucleotide messenger RNA. It is a transcript of the gene PLA2R1, whose product is annotated as phospholipase A2 receptor 1. The record is from RefSeq and is a predicted model, not a curated record. Gene Ontology annotation, cellular component: plasma membrane; signaling receptor complex. NCBI's taxonomy places the organism in Eukaryota, Metazoa, Chordata, Mammalia, Eulipotyphla, Soricidae. Gene Ontology annotation, molecular function: signaling receptor activity.